Molecule: messenger RNA, 266 nt
Organism: Sphenostylis stenocarpa
Lineage: Eukaryota; Viridiplantae; Streptophyta; Magnoliopsida; Fabales; Fabaceae
Source: the annotation of a GenBank genome assembly
AUGCUUGAAAUGGGGUGCAAAUGCAAGGAUCCGUGCCUAGCAUUUAUAGGAGGAGUCAGGAAGGUCGGGACGGUCGUCUGGGGUUGGGACGGCCAUCUCACUCAAAAUUUUACCCUUGGGACGGCUGUCUGGGAAGUGGGACGGCCGUCUCAGUCAAAUUUUUGCCCUGAGACAGGCGUCUCAAAUGUGGGACGGGCGUCCCAUUUGAAUUUUGCUAUUUGGGACGGCCGUCUCGACCCUUGGGACGACUGUCUCGAGCUUUUUAA